AAGCAUCUCCCGGACCAGAGUAAGAUUGCCGCUUUUGAAGGGGAAACGGCAAGCAACAGUGAGGGGGUAGAGCGGUCAGGCCCUACCUCUGCUUCCGCUGUUUUUCAUGGCGGAGUAGAGCAAGGGGCUUGGGCUUCGUCGAUUUUGGAGGCGAACCAGGGAUAUUCUGAUGCCUAUCUUGAUAACUAUCAUGGAGAAUCUUUGUUGACGACCACACCACGACGAAACAAGUCCUGGAUCUUCGGUCAGCAGGGGGAAUGGUCAACACAACGAAAAAACGGGUCCUCGUUUGUAGAAGUCGCUUCUGUAGAGGAAGGUUUGGGAAAUGCCGGUCGUGAUGCAGAGCACAGGCGGACGACGUUCAAAACGUAA
This is a messenger RNA of Amoebophrya sp. A25, 372 nucleotides long. The record is from the annotation of a GenBank genome assembly. NCBI's taxonomy places the organism in Eukaryota, Dinophyceae, Syndiniales, Amoebophryaceae.